AUGAUCUUAACGGUCUCUUCCAAUCUAGUAAUUCUGUGGUUCUGUGAUGUGCCACCUCCCCUUCUGAACCAUUAUGCCCAUAAAAUUCAGAAAUACAAGGACAAUUAUGUUUCGUUUGAUGGCUUCACUACACACAAAUUUUCUUACCAGGGGUGUGCUGGUCAGCCAACCAAGCUUCCAGAAUCAUACCAGACAAAGCUUUGCCCUGUCCCUUUCUCCACUACAAUUGAAUUUCAGGAAAAGCACAAAGCUUGACUACAGCCUCCUGUAUUCAUCAGAAAACCUGAUGCAUAUCUUCCUCCUCUGAAGUAAAUGGACAUUCAUGCCACUACUUGGACAAAUUGGAAGCACCCAAGAAAGCCAGCCAAGAUGUACCAAGCUUUGGCCCAGCUUAAUAAAAUUACUGAACCAUUUAAUAGCACUUCUGUAGUGAAGGAAGACUAUGAGCCUUGGCUAUGAGAUAGACUAUAACCUAUCACUCAUGCUCCGACUUUCCCAGCAAAACCAGUAGAUUUCUUGACUACAUUUUGGAUCCAUCAUGGACCUCAUUCACUCACAGUUAUGUAAACCCAUAAAUCUGUCUGGUCAGGCCCAAAGAAUGCCACUCUCCUAGAUGCUAAAACAACCUACACUGCCAGUUACACACCAAAGGGCAUUGUUAGAUGCCUGGCCCCUUACAAAAACCCACCCAGUUACACCUUUGAGAAAACUGAUGCUGACAGCUUGAUUUUGUUUAUAACCUUCUUUUAA
This is a messenger RNA of Oenanthe melanoleuca, 750 nucleotides long. RefSeq names its product stabilizer of axonemal microtubules 1 (gene SAXO1). Gene Ontology annotation, molecular function: microtubule binding. NCBI's taxonomy places the organism in Eukaryota, Metazoa, Chordata, Aves, Passeriformes, Muscicapidae. The record is from RefSeq and is a predicted model, not a curated record.